Molecule: messenger RNA, 477 nt
Organism: Paramuricea clavata
Lineage: Eukaryota; Metazoa; Cnidaria; Anthozoa; Malacalcyonacea; Plexauridae
Source: the annotation of a GenBank genome assembly
AUGGCGGUUCGCUGGUUGCCUGAUACACAAAAUUCCUUCGAAACUGUGGAAGCAACAUUGGUACGAGCAAGGCAACAGUUACGCAUCUGUGAUGUUCAGUCUUCGCAGAAUUGGAUCACCAAAUUAGAAACGUUGGAGGAGUCAUUUAGUUUGCUAAACGCACGAGUAAUUCAGGCUUACCCUGAAAGACAAAGACUGCACAAACUAGUUGGUAAUUUAUUGCAAGUGAUAUCAUUCCUAAAGAUUCAGCUUGGCAUUACGGCACUACGUGUUUCCGAUCAGGAUGCUCUAGACCAGCAAAAACGUCCAAAUGAAUCACCUUGUUCGACAUAUUGGAGAGGUGGUCGGCCUCGAUGUGGAAGCGCGUUGGAGGAGCAUCAGCUCCGCUUCUUCCGAGAUAAUCUCGGUCUUAGAUGGGCUGACAUUGCUCGAUGUUUAGGUGCUUCCGACGAAAAUCUCUUUCCCUACAGCAGAAUG